UAGCCCCCCACCGCUUCUUCUUCCUCGCCCCCCUCCCCUCCCCUCCCCUCCCCCCCUUGCGCCCAACUAGUAGUACUGGAGACCCUCUCUCCUCUCCACCCGUCCCUCUCUCUCUCCCUCCCUCUUCCGGCCCGGCCCGGAAAAGGGAACCUGGGCGCCUUUCCCUUUCGGGAAACUCCCUCCCUCCCUUCCCCUCCCGCGGCGGCGGCGGCGGCGGCGUCUCUAAUCCCGCGGUAGCCCGCGCGGGGCCGUGGGCCUGCCUCUCGGGCGGGAUUUCUGGCGCUGAGGUGGCCGCCCGGCGCGACUCGAGCUUGUGCUUGUGCCCGCCGACUCCAACUCGCGGCCACAGAAUCGUGAGCCGGAGGCAGAGGCGGAUGCUGCGGUGGGCCGUGAUCUUAUUACCCCAAGCGAGUGGCUAGGUCUCGGGUGCUGAUGGAAGGUGCCAGGGCGGCGGAGGUGGCCGGCGGCGGCGGGGCCGGGGAUGUGCAGAUUAAGGGCGCCAAGGAGAGCGGCCAGGCCGCGCAGCAGCAGCAGCUGCUGCCGACGGGCAGCGAGCCGGUCGAGAUGCCCGCCACGCCGCUGCCGCACGCCCGCGAAAUCGAGUGGUCCGAGCAUUUCUCCUUCUUCAACUCCAUGGGCACCGGCACCGGCACGGACGGCGUGAUGGGGCCGGCCAGCGUCGGGAUGUCGCGCUCCGAGUCGUCCAGGCCGGACAGCGUCACCCAGCAGCAGCGCUGCCUGGCGGGCAGCAACGCCGACGAGAGGGUGGAGGAGCUCACCGUCAGGAACUGCAUCAGCUCUGAGGCUCACCAGCCUGCUGCCUCUGCCGGUGGGAGCACUGGCGGCACGGGGGAGAGGCCCGCCGUUAUGAGGGGCCUCUGGGGUAACUUCACACGGAUGGCGUGGAGGACCGCCGAUGCCGCUAGCAGGGAAGCCUUGGCGGUCAGCCUUGGCAACGCCAUGGGGUCUCACAACAUUGAUGCUUCUGGCAAGGGAAUGCCAUUUGACCGCGGCGAAAAUGGUAAUACCGAGUUCAAUAUGUCAUUUGGUAAUCAGCAGCAGCUGCAGCAUAUCUUGUCUUCACGGCUGAAUCAGAGCGAGCAGCAUGUCUUGUCUUCAUGGCAGAAUCAGAGCGAGCAGCAUGUCUUGUCUUCACGGCAGAAUCAGAGCGAGCAACAUGUCCUGUCUUCACUGCCGAAUCAGAGCGAGCAUAAUGUCCUGUCUUCACGGCCGAAUCAGAGCGAGCAGCAUCUCCCGUCUUCACGGCAGAAUCAGAGCGAGCAGCAUAUCAUGUCUUCAUGGCCGAAUCAAAGUGACGGCUGAAUCACAGUGAGCAGAAUAUCCCGUCUUCACGGCCGAAUCAGAGUGAGCUGCAUAUCCCGUCUUCACGGCCGAAUCAGAGCGAGCAGCAUAUCCCGUCUUCACGGACGAAACAGAGCGAGCAGCAUGUCCUGUCUUCACGGCCGAAUCAAAGCGAGCAGCAUGUCCUGUCUUCACGGCCGAAUCAAAGCGAGCAGCAUAUCCUGUCUUCACGGCCGAAUCAAAAUGAACAGCGGUCUGAAAGGGAUAAUGGUCUGAAAGUGAGUAGCUUCUCAAAUAGAAUUAUUGACCAGAUGAGGAGUAAGACUUUGACACCUUCAUCUGGGCUUCAGGGUUCCCCCUUUAAGCCUGUAUUGAAGGGUAAAAGGGUUACCUACCAAGGUCCACACGAGGAGAUCCAAGUUCAAGCUAAUGCAAGACCCAGAGCCCCUAUGGAUAAGAUCCCUAAGAUUCCUAGCUCAACACAUGAUUCUGUGGCCAGAUUGGAUGGUACACUUUUCAGCAGUGGUGGAAAUGUUUCCGAAUCUCAGUAUGAGGGAACAAGCCUGAGGGAACUAAUUAAGCCCGCGCGCCAAGCGAUGAGCAAGUUUGAGAAAAUGCAGUUGUUUAAGCAGAUCCUUGAUCAUGUAGACAAAUCCCAUGCACAGGGUGUAACCUUACAGCAUUUGCGCCCGUCGUAUUUUAUAAUAUCAUCCCCAAACCAAGUAAGAUAUACCGGUUCUUACACUAAACAAGAUUUAUCAACCCCAGCCAAACCGGAUAUGGCCGCAGAUGAUGUUUUUAACAGAAAACGAUGCUUCGAUCAGAAAACUUUGCACCAAGAGUGUAAUGGCAAUGGACAUUCAAUCCUGAAGUAUCAGAAGGUUGGUGAACAAGGUUCUGUUGCCGUCAGGCGACCGAUACAUCCCUUCCGGACUGACCACAAAGGGGCCAACCAAAGUGAAGGUGCUGAUCUAGGUGCUUUAGGACAGGGAAAUUCUAGUUGCACCGUCGGAGGUCGUUCUAAGUAUGGCGAACCUUACUAUGGUGGUAAUGCAUCUUAUGGCCAACGUUUUCCUAAUUAUGGCAACCAAGAAUCAGUACUUGAAUUGAGGAUGCUAGAAGAUAGCUGGUACAGAAGCCCGGAAGAGCUCAAUCAAUUGAAAGGCACAUCCCCAUCCAACAUCUACAGCCUUGGGGUUCUUUUAUUUGAGCUCUUUUGCUGUUGUGAAACAUGGGAGCUGCAUUGUGCUGCAAUGUCAGAUCUUCGCCACCGGAUCCUGCCUCCAAUUUUUCUUUCAGAAAGUCCCAAGGAGGCUGGCUUCUGCCUUUGGCUAUUGCAUCCUGAUCCUUUUUCUCGACCAAAAGCAAGAGACAUUCUAGGAUGUGACUUGAUAAAUGAGGGUCGGGAUUUAUCGGUGUUAGAUAAGGCACCAGCUGCUAUCAAUGAGGAGGACACAGAGUCUGGUUUGUUACUGAAUUUUCUGUCUCAACUGAAAGAAGAAAAGGAGAUGCAUGCUGCCAAGUUAUCAGCAGAUCUUGCAAGCUUGCAGACUGAUAUUGUAGAGGCUGAGAGAAGACACUCGUUUAGGAUGGGGUUCAGUUUAGGGGACAUGGAUGUACCAGCAAGUUCUAAUGAUGUGCCAGGUACUUCAUCAAAUGCCCUGAGAGGGGCAUCGUUGUCAGGUUUGCUAACACCACCAGGCAGGUCAGGCAUAUACGAGGAGAGGGUGAUGAAGAAUUUGCAGCAGCUUGAAAAAGCAUAUUACUCCACGAGGUCCACCAUUGACACAUCUGAGACUAAUGUAAUUAAGCGUUCCGAUAAUGAUGCUUUGAGGGUCCGUGAAAACUUUAACCACAGGGAUGCCGAUGCUAUGAAUGGGCCAACAGACCCCCUUGGAUGCUUUUUUGAUGGUCUAUGCAAAUAUGCCCGGCAUAGUAGGUUUGAAGUACGAGGGAUUUUGAAGAAUGCUGAUAUACUUAACUCUCCAAAUGUGAUCUGUUCUUUAAGUUUUGACCGUGAUGAAGAAUAUUUUGCUGCUGCUGGGGUUUCAAAGAAAAUUAAAAUAUUCGAAUUCGAUGCUCUUUUAAAUGAUCGUGUUGAUAUUCAUUAUCCUAUAGUAGAGAUGCCUAGCAAGUCCAAGCUUAGUUGUGUCUGUUGGAACAACUAUAUAAAGAACUACUUGGCAUCAACAGACUAUGAUGGCACUGUUCAGCUAUGGGAUGCAAGCACUGGCCAAGGAUUCACACAGUUUACAGAGCAUCGGAAAAGAGCUUGGUCUGUGAGUUUCUCAGAGGUGGAUCCAACUAAAUUGGCAAGUGGGAGUGACGAUUGUUGUGUGAAAGUUUGGAAUAUUAACCAGAAAAAUAGCGUGGACACAAUCAGAAAUGUGGCCAACGUAUGCUGUGUACAGUUCUCGCCAUACUCCUCUCGUAUGUUAGCCUUUGGCUCAGCUGAUUACAAGACAUACUGUUAUGAUCUGAGGCAUACAAGGAUCCCCUGGUGUACCAUUUCUGGACACGGGAAAGCUGUCAGCUAUGUAAGAUUCUUGGAUGCAGAAACGCUUAUAUCUGCCUCAACUGACAAUACCUUGAAGAUAUGGGAUCUCAACCGGACUAAUCCUAAUGGAUUAUCUACUAAUGCUUGCAGUCUGACUUUGAGUGGUCAUACCAAUGAGAAGAAUUUUGUAGGCUUAUCCGUUCACGAUGGAUACAUAACGUGCGGUUCUGAAAACAAUGAAGUAUAUUCUUACUAUAAAAGCUUUCCCAUGCCAAUAACUUCUCACAAGUUUGGUUCAAUUGAUCCAAUAACCGGACAAGAGACCAAUGAUGAUAAUCAGCAGUUUGUGUCGAGCGUUUGCUGGAGAGGAAGGUCGAAUAUGGUGGUGGCCGCCAACUCUAGUGGAAGCAUCAAAGUCCUUGAGCUUGUUUGAAUGAUCUGUUGAGCAAGUUACAGGAUGAGAAUAUCUGAAUGUCCGUGAUUGCCAUGUUUCUUUGGUGACCAUAUGUUUGCUCAAGCGUUCUUCCUUGCCAACAAACAACUAUGCAUCAACACAUAUCGAGGCCGGGCAACAAAGCGGUGGAAACACACUUGUGCACUUCAAGCAACAUACAACCCUGGCCGUUGAUGUUUGCUUGAAACUCCCAAUGAAGUGUGCAACUGGAGGGAGUGAAAGGCCUCGGCUACUCUGAAAGGUAAACUUUGUAAGGCGCUUUGACAUAGUACUAGUCAGCAUUUCAGCGAGGGCCUAGGGCUAGGUUUCUGUACAGAUUUAUGGGCUUCGAGGGCCGUGUAUUUACUUUUGAGCUAGAGCCUUACAUGCUAUGUUCGCCCGAUCCGCAUCUCACGGGAAUCGACGCAGUUUUGAUGUGCAACGACUAACAGUCUAGUAUGACGGUCAAAGCAAAACUGCGGAAGGUGACAUCGUUGUUUGAAGGAGUUAAUCACGCAUCCUGAUCUGUGCGAGUGAUGCAACGAGGGUUUGUCUAUGCCUAUUAUUUUUUGUAGUCCCCUUAUUUGAAUGAAUAGAGUAAUAUAUAUGAAUAUAUAUGAUUACUGUAUAUAACAAUA
Molecule: messenger RNA, 4870 nt
Organism: Triticum aestivum (bread wheat)
Lineage: Eukaryota; Viridiplantae; Streptophyta; Magnoliopsida; Poales; Poaceae
Product: protein SUPPRESSOR OF PHYA-105 1
Biological process (GO): photomorphogenesis
Molecular function (GO): protein binding
Source: RefSeq, a predicted model, not a curated record